CCUAUUUAUACUUCACACCCCACAAAAUAAAUUAUUAUAUUAAGACCCGACCAGCUAUGGGAAACUGCCAGGCGGCGGAGACGGCGGCGCCUUCCGCCGAGAUCGAGCAUCCCGACGGUAAGAAAGAGAAGAUCUAUCGUUCGAUCAUCGCCGGCGACAUCAUGUCUGCCUGUCCCGGUUACUACGUCGCCGUCGUCACCUUUUCCGGCGGCAGCGGAGGAGAAACACCGGCGAAGCACCUGAGCCUUCUCCGACCGAACGAUAACCUCAAUAUCGGUUACGCCUACCGCCUCGUCAGCUUCGAAGAGGUGUUGAGGGAGUUUGGGUUGAGGAAGAGGGUGAGGUUGAGCCGGCUUGUUGAGAGACGGAAGGAGGGGGAUGAAGGGAAGAUGGGGGAUGGCGCUGCCGGAGAAGUGGAGUAUAGCUCGCCGAAUGUGGGGCUCAGCACUAGCUAUAUUGGAGGGAGACCUAACCGCAGCUUUUGGAGACAAAGCCAAUGGAAGCCAACAUUGCCGAGCAUUGCUGAGCUCGGCAUUUAAGCUUUUAUUUUUUUAAUCUAUUUCCUUCUAAUAUUAAUAGAAAGAAGUAGAAGUUGUGAAAAGAGUGACACGUGUCAUCAUAAUGUACUUCUCUUUAGAUAUUCCAAUGUGAUAUUUCUCAUAUUGCUUAACAUAAUAUGUGUAUUGUACAUUCCAAACUAAUGGGAAAGUCUAAAUACUAAAUGAGUCCUUUUGGGGCAUGUUGAAACAAUCCCAUUUGUCGCACACCUAAAGCCUGGCCGGAAGCAUUUUGCAAAUCACAGUUAUGGCGCCCGCCUCUCAGAAGGAUUUGGCGAGCUCUCCCACCGAGCUCGCACGAACUCUUUCAGUCACACCAAUGAAAUUGUUGAACAAUCCUUUGGGCUCCUUGAGAAACGGGAAGAAGGGAACCCCCAUCCAUCAUUGUCGAUGCUCAUUUAUGGGUUUCGUGACACUAGAGUCCACCAGAGUCGGUAUCUCAUCCGCCACA
Messenger RNA from Phalaenopsis equestris, 1008 nucleotides. RefSeq lists its product as uncharacterized. The transcript has 3 exons. The coding region runs from base 57 to 539 and encodes 160 amino acids. NCBI's taxonomy places the organism in Eukaryota, Viridiplantae, Streptophyta, Magnoliopsida, Asparagales, Orchidaceae. The record is from RefSeq and is a predicted model, not a curated record.